GGUUCCUGAGCCAGUUCGGCGAGAUCGAGCAGCUGCGCGUGGUGCGCAACCCCAAGACGGGGAGGUCGCGGCACUACGGCUACGUCAAGUUCGCCGCGCCUGAGGUGGCAGCGAUAGUGGCGGAGUGCAUGGACAACUACCUGCUCUUCGGCCACCUGCUCAAGACGCACCUCGUCCCCGCCACCCGCGCUGACCGCGACCAGCUGUUCUACACUCCCCACAAGAGCCCUUCAGAAGUCUCUCAGCCCAAGCCGGUGGAGACAUGGGAGGACUACAGUGAGCAGGCGCGCAAGCAGUCGAAGAAGCUCAAUGCCACCAUGAAGCGACUCAAGGCAGCUGGCAUCCAAUACGACUUCCAACCCAAGCCCAAGGCAGCGAGGCCCGAGGGGGGGAUGCACCAGCGCUUCAACGAGGAGGGCGAGGCAGCCUCAACCCCAACCCUAACCCCAACCACAGCCACAGCCACAGCCACAGCCGCAGGCGCUGCAGCAGGCAAGGGCAAGGGGGCGAAGCAAACGGGCGGGGCGAAGGAGCAGAAGCAGAAGAGGAAGGGAAAGGUGGAGGGUAAAGUGGAUGGGCAAGGGGAGAAGAGUGCGGAAGAUGCCGAGGGGACGCAAGUGCAGGAGAGGAAAGGUGUGAAGGAGGUGCAGGUGCAGGCAGAGGGUGGGGAUGGAUUGGCAGAGAAGAAGGUGAGCAGUGGGGGCGUGAGCGAGGUGACAGUGGAGGGCGAGGAGAAGAGGGGGGGUGAGGAGGACGUGGUGGCACGCGCCCAGGCUGUGGCCCAACGGCUGAAGCAGGAGGCGGAGAAAUUCGCCCAAGUGUUGGGGAAAGAUACCGUGGAUGCUGAGGAUGGUGGCGCACACGAGGGAGGGGCUGGUGAGGAUGAUGACGGUGCGGAGGCGGUUGACGAGCCAUGGAGUGAUGGGCAUGAGGAGGAGGAGGAGCUGUUGCAUGAAGAGCAGGAUGUGGAGGAGGAAGAGGAUGAGCAGAGCGAGGAUAGUGAAGGGGAGGAGGGUGAUGAGGACUAG
Molecule: messenger RNA, 1028 nt
Organism: Closterium sp. NIES-65
Lineage: Eukaryota; Viridiplantae; Streptophyta; Zygnematophyceae; Desmidiales; Closteriaceae
Source: the annotation of a GenBank genome assembly